GAGGCAAAAGUGGGGAGAGAGAAAAGUAUGACAAGGAGAUGAAAGAAAUGAGACAACAACCUUCUUAGCCUCCUCCUCUCCACUAGCUUCUUCUCUUCUUCUUCUUCUUCUCCUCCUUCUCCCUUGCGAUGAGUUCCCUAGUAGACCAGGACUAGAUAGCAAGAGAGAGCAGCUCGAAGAGUAGUAGCAGCAUGCAUCGCUAGCGAGAGUUUCUUGCAGUGAAGGGAAAUCAAGAAAAGAAAGCGUCUAGCCCGAGCCAAAGUUUCGCAGGAAGGGAGAAGAUUCCCGUUUGUUCUUGUUGAAUCUAGAGUAGCUAGCUCGCUUCUCUCGGGUAAAUCUGAGAGCAGCGGCCAUGGCAUCCAACUCAUCAGCGGCGGCUGUGGCGGCUUUGUUUGGGAUUAGGGAUGGCGACCAUGAGGACCAGAUUAAGCCGCUGUUUGGCCAGCAUCAGCAGCAGCACCACCACCAGCAGCCACCGAUGGUGCCAUCCAACGCCACGGUGGCGGUUUCUGCGGCAGGGUCGGCGGCGGGUCAAGCGGCGCCAGCGGCGCCACCAGUGAAGAAGAAGAGAACACUACCAGACCCGGACGCGGAGGUGAUCGCGCUGUCGCCGAAGACGCUGCUGGCGACGAACCGGUUCGUGUGCGAGGUGUGCAACAAGGGGUUCCAGCGGGAGCAGAACCUGCAGCUGCACCGGCGCGGGCACAACCUGCCGUGGAAGCUGAAGCAGAAGAACCCGGCGCAGGCGCAGCGCCGCCGCGUGUACCUGUGCCCGGAGCCGACGUGCGUCCACCACGACCCUUCCCGCGCCCUCGGCGACCUCACCGGCAUCAAGAAGCACUUCUGCCGCAAGCACGGCGAGAAGAAGUGGAAGUGCGACAAGUGCUCCAAGCGCUACGCCGUCCAGUCCGACUGGAAGGCCCACUCCAAGAUCUGCGGCACCCGCGAGUAUCGCUGCGACUGCGGCACCCUCUUCUCUCGGAGGGACAGCUUCAUCACGCACCGGGCCUUCUGCGACGCCCUCGCGCAGGAGAGCGCGCGGCUGCCUCCCGCCGGCCACCUCUACGGCUCCACCAGCGCGGCCAACAUGGCGCUCAGCCUCUCCCAGGUCGGCUCCCACCUCGCCUCCACCCUGCAGGACGCGCACGCCGGGGGCCAUGGGCAUCACGCCUCCCCGGACGGCCUCCUCCGCUUCGGUGGUAGCGGCGGCGGCGGUGGCAUGGUCUCCCGCCUCGACCACCUCCUGUCGUCGUCCAGCGCCGCCUCCGCGUUCCGCCCCCUGCCGCCGCCGCCGCCGCAGUCUUCGGCGCCGUUCCUCCUCGGCGCGGGCCAGGGGUUCGGCGGGGAUGGCGACGGAAAUGGUCCCCACCACGCCUUCUUGCAGGGCAAGCCGUUCCACGGCCUCAUGCAGCUUCCCGACCUCCAGGGGAACGGCGCCGGCGGGCCGUCGCCGUCAAAUCCGGGUCUUUACAACCUCGGCUACAUCGCCAACAGUGCAAACAGCUCGGGUACUUCCAGCCAUGGCCACGCAAGCCAGGGACAGAUGACGAACACUGAUCAGUUUAGCGAAGGAGGAGGAGGUGGCGGCGGCGGUUCAGAGACAUCGGCGACAGCUCUGUUCAGCGCCGGUGGGAACUUCUCCGGCGGCGACCACCACCAAGUUGCUCCUGCAGGGAUGUACGCGAAUGAUCAGGCGAUGAUGCUGCUGCCCCAGAUGUCGGCGACCGCGCUGCUCCAGAAGGCGGCGCAGAUGGGCUCGAGCACGAGCGCGAACGGCGCUGGUGCGUCCGUCUUCGGCGCCUUCGCCGGCUCGUCCCCGCAGUCCAUCCCGCACGGGCGCUCGCCGGCCAUGGUCGACCAGGGGCAGAUGCACCUGCAGAGCCUGAUGAACUCGCUCGCCGGCGGUGGCAGCGCCGAUCAUCACGGCAUGUUCGGCAGUGGCAGCAUGAUUGACCCGAGGCUGUACGACCUGGAGCAGCACGAGGUGAAGUUUAGCCAGCGCGGCGGCGGCGGCGGCGACGGCGACGUGACGCGCGACUUCCUUGGCGUCGGCGGUGGCAGCUUCAUGAGGGGGAUGUCGAUGGCGAGAGGGGAGCACCAUAGCGGUGGUGGCGGCGACAUGGGCGCCCUGGAGGCCGAGAUGAAGUCGGCGUCGUCGUCCUUCAACGGAGGCAGGAUGCAAUGAUCCAUUGCGACAUGGACGUACUCUUCAAGCAUAUAUAUACCGGGCACGUUGGCAUCGACAUGCAUGGCAGAAAUAAGUUUGUUUGCAGGUUGCUAUACAAUGCUGUGACUUGUGACAUGUGAUAGAUGCUUUUGCAUUCGUCCAUGCAAAAGGAUAAAGCCAUAUUCAGAUCGAGACACGGCGUGAGCACGAAGGGCUCCUCUCCUGCUCUCGAUCGAUAUAUCCUACUAAUGCAUGAAGGCUAGAUCAACAGGAAACAUGAGAUCGACAUGAGCUAAAUUAAGUACUUAGGCCUUGUUACUGCUUAUAUGAUAAGUCUUAUUGCUAAAUUUCAUUCGAGAAAAUAGGUCUUGCUAAAUGUAAUUGGGUUAAUUAUACUGGAGGGAUAGUUGCAAUUGGAUUAUGUUGUCCGUUUUUUUUUCCUGUUGUGAGACGAAUAAGAUCUGUGGGGGGAUAAUGAGAUCGACUUGAUUAAUCUUUUCUAUUUCUUGUCCUCUUAUCUAGUUAAGUACCCUCUGGAGGAAAAAUAUUGUUCUU
This is a messenger RNA of Oryza brachyantha (malo sina), 2722 nucleotides long. RefSeq names its product protein indeterminate-domain 4, chloroplastic-like. Gene Ontology annotation, cellular component: nucleus. The coding region runs from base 353 to 2185 and encodes 610 amino acids. The record is from RefSeq and is a predicted model, not a curated record. Gene Ontology annotation, molecular function: DNA-binding transcription factor activity. The transcript has 4 exons. Lineage: Eukaryota; Viridiplantae; Streptophyta; Magnoliopsida; Poales; Poaceae.